AACAACUAAGACAAGAAUGGUGAAGAAUACUAAAAGUAAUACUAAAAGCAAGACACCUUACAAAGGAGUGAGGAUGAGAAGCUGGGGUUCAUGGGUUUCAGAGAUAAGAGCACCAAAUCAAAAGACUAGGAUUUGGCUUGGCUCUUAUUCAACACCAGAAGCUGCUGCAAGAGCUUAUGAUGCUGCUCUUUUGUGUGUCAAAGGUUCAUCGGCGUCGCUCAACUUCCCUCACUUGUCACCGCACGGUGUGCCUGACAAUGUCGAUCUCUUAUCACCUAAGUCUAUAAAAAAAGUGGCGGCAGCAGCAGCCUCAGCGGCGGCGGCUGAGAAUACAAUCUCACUUAGUGAUCAGAAACUGAUGCCACUGCCAUCGCCGCCGCCUUUGAUAUCGUCGGAGUUUGGGGUUUUUGAGUCUCCGAAGUGCAUUGAAGAGGAGUUGUAUGGUUGUGCACUGUUUGAUACAUUGUGUGCGGAGGAGUUGGAGGAGGAUGGUUAUGUGCAUUUGUGGAGUUUUAAUUGAUUUAGUACUUUUCAUAUAUGUUCAUGGAAUUACAUGUUUUUAGGUUGUUCCAUGGACUGGUUAUAAUAUGGCAUAGACUAUAUAUGUUAAGGGUCUAGUAAUGCAAAAGAAAUGAAAUUGUAUGAAUUUUAAUAUUUAUAUAAUAUAAUUUAUGCUGUUGUUGUAUUGUAGCUAAUCUUA
Molecule: messenger RNA, 700 nt
Organism: Dioscorea cayenensis subsp. rotundata (Guinea yam)
Lineage: Eukaryota; Viridiplantae; Streptophyta; Magnoliopsida; Dioscoreales; Dioscoreaceae
Product: ethylene-responsive transcription factor ERF014-like
Exons: 1
Coding region: 17-520 (167 amino acids)
Biological process (GO): regulation of DNA-templated transcription
Molecular function (GO): DNA binding; DNA-binding transcription factor activity
Source: RefSeq, a predicted model, not a curated record